Molecule: messenger RNA, 6529 nt
Organism: Hemicordylus capensis (graceful crag lizard)
Lineage: Eukaryota; Metazoa; Chordata; Lepidosauria; Squamata; Cordylidae
Gene: TLL1
Product: tolloid like 1
Exons: 23
Coding region: 1555-4701 (1048 amino acids)
Biological process (GO): proteolysis
Molecular function (GO): zinc ion binding; metalloendopeptidase activity; calcium ion binding
Source: RefSeq, a predicted model, not a curated record
AUCCCCCUGCUUCCCUUCUCCCACGGUCGCCCAGGGAUGCAAGUUGUCCCGCAUGCAUAUACAUGCAUAUUUUCUCCCCUUGGCUGUGUGUGCGCGCGCGUUUUUCCUUAGCCGACCUCCACGUUUUCUCUUUCCAGGCUGAUCGGCUGAACUGAGGCUUUAACUCGCUGAUCUGUUAGCUGGCUUGGGAAACAAAUCCUCUCCUCACCGACUUCGUGGCGAAUGAGCCCUCUGCAGCCGAAUGCUGAGAGAAGCAGAGCGCAUUUCCAAGCAAAGGAGGAAAGGCGCUGAAGCUACGACGGAAACUUUGCUCCUGCAAACCUUUCUAACCUUUUGCAUCCGCUGAAAAGCCAGAGCCAAGCUGCCUGCAAAACUACUGCUACUGUCUGCUCGUGCAUAACCUGGUUUGCGCGGUUUUAAUUUUGCAUUUGCCUUCUUGUGGUUUUUUUUUUAAAAGCUGAAACUGCUUUCCUUGGCUGAUCAAUGGUCCUCUUAUAUCCCUUUAUUUAAACAAACUGGUGGACGCCUUGCAAACUUUCCUCGCCUUCUCGCGCCUUGCACGCUGGCAGCGGAGAGUGAAAGGCAGCAGAAACACUGCUGGAAAGGAGCGGGGGGAAGGCAUUGCAAUUAUUUUUCAUCGCCGUUAUUGUCACCCUCGCCAAGCGUCCUCUCUCCCUCUCUGUCUCCGGAUUCGGCCGACCCGCCUUGGGGGCGACUGCUGAGCAGUGAUGAUGCCCUUGCUCUGAGCCCCGUUCCCUGCCUGCUCCAUCAAGUCCUACUAUGCCUCGCUUAUCUCCACAGACAGCAGCUCUAUGGCGAGAGAGGCACACCGGGCAGGCGCGUGUGUUCUCCUAAGGCUAUCCAGAAGGGAGCAGAUCACAAGCGGUCCGGAUCCUGACCCUGAUUGUAUGAAUAAUUUGCUGAUGUGCAGCCCGACUCCUUCGCCCAGUAGCAGGCGCGGGAGCAGUAACGGGAUCGGGAGCAGCAGGAGACUCGGCGGGAGGCAAGCGGCAACCAGGAUUCCCACGACUUGGCUCAGCCGCUCGAGCCCUGGCAGGAGAAACCCCGGGCAGCCCUUUGCUGCUGCUGCUGCUGCGGGGGCGGCCGUGGCUGUGGCGGGAGAAUUUGCAAGAGCGGCGGCGGCGGCGGCGGCACCAGGAGCCCAGGAAAGUUUGCUUGGCCUUUGACAGAGGCGGGGGAGCCAGGCGCUCUGAGAGGGCGGCAGGCGAGCGCCUCUCUGCUUCCAACUUCCCUCCUUGCCCGAGCGGAGAAGCUCCCUUUUCCCACCUCCCUCCCCUCCCCCCACUUCCCUCAUGUUUCACUCGCGAGUGGGGAAGCUCCAGAUCAGACACCCGGAGAGGAGCCUUUAAGUGCGGACGAGAAUCCCGCCUGCCUGCCACCCCUUCCUCGUUGCAAAUCCAGCGUGGACGGGAGUGAGCCUCUAGGGGUUUGAACUUGCUUCUGCAAAGCGCCCCCCAGCCCCCACGGCUUUCCUCCUUCCACCCGGCGCCCUCUCCCUCUCCCUCUCCUCUCUUUCUGGGAAGGAGAGUGAACAUGCUUUGCUGGAGGAUGGCUCUGUGGCUGGCUGGCGUGACCCUCUGUGGCAAGCUCUCCCGCUGCUCCGGCCUCGAUUAUGACUACGCUUACGAUUUCAACGAAGAGGAUAAGGCUGAGGCGAUAGAUUAUAAGGAUCCUUGCAAAGCCGCUGUCUUUUGGGGAGAUAUUGCCUUAGAUGAUGAAGACUUAAAAAUCUUUCAGAUUGACAGGACAAUUGAUCUUACACAGCAUUCAAAUGAACAACUUGGACAUAAUACAGGUGGCUUUGGAGAGCGUGGUGUAUCAAAAAAAAGUGAUGCCCUUUAUCAGCUUAUAGACAGGAUAAGAAGAUUUGGCUCAGGUUUUGAACAUAAUAAUACAACUAAGGGAAGAACAGCCCUAACGUUCUCAGGUAGCUAUGAGAGAAAAAGAUAUCCUAGGGCAGCUACGUCACGCACAGAAAGAAUAUGGCCGGGAGGUGUCAUUCCAUACGUAAUAGGAGGAAAUUUUACUGGCAACCAGCGAGCAAUGUUCAAGCAAGCAAUGCGGCACUGGGAAAAAUAUACUUGUGUUACAUUCAUUGAGCGAAGUGAUGAAGAAAGUUACAUUGUGUUUACAUAUAGGCCUUGUGGGUGCUGCUCUUAUGUAGGUCGAAGGGGUAAUGGUCCUCAGGCAAUAUCUAUUGGAAAGAACUGUGAUAAAUUUGGAAUUGUUGUUCAUGAGCUGGGACAUGUAAUAGGAUUUUGGCAUGAACACACAAGGCCUGACAGAGAUGAUCAUGUAACCAUCAUCAGAGAAAACAUCCAGCCAGGUCAGGAGUACAACUUUUUGAAGAUGGAGCCUGGAGAAGUGAAUUCUCUGGGGGAGCCAUAUGAUUUUGAUAGCAUUAUGCACUAUGCCAGGAACACCUUCUCAAGGGGUAUGUUUCUGGAUACCAUACUUCCUUCCCGUGAUGAUAAUGGUAUACGACCUGCCAUUGGUCAGCGCACACGACUAAGUAAAGGAGAUAUUGCACAAGCAAAAAAGCUGUACAGAUGUCCAGCUUGUGGUGAAACACUACAAGAGUCUACAGGCAACUUUUCCUCUCCAGGAUUUCCAAAUGGCUACCCUUCAUAUACACACUGCAUAUGGAGAAUUUCAGUUACACCUGGAGAGAAGAUUGUUUUAAACUUCACUACAAUGGACCUCUAUAAGAGCAGCCUCUGCUGGUAUGACUAUAUUGAAGUAAGAGAUGGCUACUGGAGAAAAUCACCACUGCUAGGCAGAUUCUGCGGUGACAAACUGCCAGAUGUACUCACCUCUAGUGACAGCAGAAUGUGGAUAGAAUUUCGUAGCAGCAGUAACUGGGUAGGAAAGGGUUUUGCAGCCAUUUAUGAAGCAAUUUGUGGAGGUGAAAUACAUAAGAAUGAAGGCCAGAUCCAGUCUCCUAAUUAUCCUGAUGAUUACAGGCCAAUGAAGGAAUGUGUGUGGAAAAUAACAGUGUCAGAGAACUACAAUGUCGGAUUAACCUUUCAGGCAUUUGAGAUUGAGAGACAUGAUAACUGUGCCUAUGAUUACUUAGAAGUUCGAGAUGGAACCAGUGAAAGCAGUCCUUUGAUUGGCCAUUUUUGUGGCUAUGAUAAACCAGAAGACAUAAGAUCUACCUCCAAUACCCUGUGGAUGAAAUUUGUUUCUGAUGGAACAGUCAACAAAGCAGGGUUUGCUGCUAAUUUUUUUAAAGAGGAAGAUGAAUGUGCCAAACCUGACAAUGGUGGAUGUGAACAGCGGUGUGUGAAUACGCUGGGCAGCUAUCAAUGUGCUUGUGAUCCAGGCUAUGAGCUUGGGCCUGAUAAGAAGAGUUGUGAAGCUGCUUGUGGAGGACUUUUGACAAAACUGAAUGGGACUAUAACUACACCAGGAUGGCCCAAAGAGUAUCCCCCUAACAAAAACUGUGUGUGGCAGGUAGUUGCUCCCACCCAAUACAGAAUCUCAGUGAAGUUUGAAUUUUUUGAAUUGGAAGGAAAUGAAGUUUGCAAAUAUGAUUAUGUAGAAAUCCGCAGUGGCCUUUCUUCUGAUUCCAAACUGCAUGGCAAAUUUUGUGGUACAGAAGUGCCUGAAGUUAUUACAUCACAAUACAACAACAUGAGAAUUGAGUUCAGAUCGGAUAAUACUGUCUCAAAAAAGGGUUUCAAGGCUCACUUCUUUUCAGACAAAAGAGCUGCCUGCAAGGAGAAAAUUUUUGUUUUUGAAUCAUGCAAGGACUUGAUACAGGUUGCCCCUUCAGGCCGAGUACGUAUAAUUCACAGACUGGUGGCCUCUGAGGGUCUCAGAGACAAGGACGAAUGUUCAAAGGACAACGGUGGCUGCCAGCAUGAAUGCAUCAACACUGUAGGAAGCUAUGUGUGUCAAUGUCGCAAUGGAUUUGUGCUACAUGAAAACAAACAUGACUGCAAGGAAGCUGAGUGUGAACAGAAGAUCCAUAGUCCAAGUGGAAUUAUCACAAGCCCUAACUGGCCUGACAAGUACCCAAGUAGGAAGGAAUGCACAUGGGAAAUCAGCGCCACUCCUGGUCAUAGAAUCAAAAUAGUUUUUAAUGAGUUUGAAAUUGAACAACAUCAGGAGUGUGCUUAUGACCAUUUAGAAGUGUUUGAUGGAGAAACGGAAAAGUCACCAAUUCUCGGACGUUUAUGUGGAAAUAAGAUACCAGAACCUCUUGUUGCUACUGGAAAUAAAAUGUUCCUUCGGUUUGUUUCUGAUGCAUCUGUACAGAGAAAAGGUUUCCAAGCUACACACACUACAGAGUGUGGUGGUCGCUUGAAAGCUGAAAGCAAGUCGAGAGACCUCUAUUCCCAUGCUCAGUUUGGUGAUAAUAAUUAUCCCGUUCAAGCCGACUGUGAAUGGUUAAUUGUGUCUGACCGGGGCUACCGAAUAGAAUUAACUUUUCAAACGUUUGAGAUGGAAGAAGAGGCAGACUGUGGUUAUGACUACCUAGAACUCUUUGAUGGACAUGACACAACUGCUCUGAGGCUUGGUCGGUUUUGUGGAUCAGGGCCACCUGAAGAAAUUUAUUCAGCAGGUGAUUCUAUUUUACUCCAUUUUCACACGGAUGAUACAAUCAAUAAGAAAGGAUUCCAUAUACGAUACAAAAGUAUAAAACAUCAAGAUAAUGUUCACACCAGAAAAUAACACAAGAUUCCUUAGACAUGAAAUGAGACAAGAAAGAGCAAUGGUUAUGGAAAGAGAGGGGUGGGGUUUUUUUUUACUGACCUUAUUAGUAAACAAAGAUUUUUACACCAUGAGUUCAAAUUGAAGGAAAACUCGUACACCCAAAACACCUCGCUGUUACGUAUACUCCAUUUCUAGAGGAACAGACGUUAUGGUGAUGAUGUGUGGUCCCCAUGCGUGGUAGUCUCUGCAAAGCUGGCAAAGGGGCAUUGCAUGCUUCCAGGGAGACUAAAGAUCUUUGUUCACAGCAUAAGUGUCAUAGCUGCCUGCAUACUCGACCAGUUAGGUUCAGGGGAAGCAGACUGUUCUUCCUUUUGACAAGUGACUGGUGUCCAGGAGGGGAAAAUAAACCUUACCUUCUGCAAGUCAUGCAACUCAAAAUGCUGUCCUUAUAUCUUUCUUAUUUUAAUUGCUUUGGUGAUGUAUCCAGGAUACAAUGCAUACAAAGAGAAUUUAGAUGUCAGGGAAGAGGGAAGGGAGGUCUUCUGGGAUUAUGAUAUACACACAAUUCAUUUGUCCCAUCAACAUGUUAAUAUGACGAAAACUGGAAAACUACAUUUACAGAAUCAUUUGAUCUUUAGAGAGUUUUGAUUAUAGCAACACAUUGGAAUGUCUGAAGCUUUAAACGUUCAUCUUAAUUAUUAGUACAUCCAGACCUUGGAUACUGUCAGUGACUGAGAAUACUGGAUUUAUUAUUGCUGCAGGACUCUGUAUUUGCUGACCUUAAAUUUUACACUGAGAACUAUUUAAAAAAAGGGUUAGUAUUUUACAAUUUUGCUGCAGGCCUUUAUCCAGCAAACAACAGAAAUAAUCAGGAUAAAAACAAUCAAAAUGCCAGAUAUGGAUUUAAUUUCUAUAGUAAUGAGCUGCUAAACUGCUUUUCUUUGGAAAUUUUUGUGAAUGAGCUUAUUAUUUUAAACAAAUGAAAAAGAAAUGGUUUCCAAAGACCAAGUUUCCCUAAGAACUGAAAGAAGAAGAAAUUUUGUUUUCUGGGAAUAAGAUUUUUUUGAUGGCAAAGAUCAUUUCUAUGGUGCUAUUCCAUGAACAUUAACAAAAACAAAAACCAAGAUAUUUUAGAUCUUUGAGCCAACAACUUGCAGAUCAUGAAUGUCUCACUAUGUCUGGCUGCAUCUUAAGAAGAACAGACUUUCUAAGCAUGUGAAAAAAGAGCAUUGCAAUGGCAACACUAGCCCUGUGGAACAACUACUACUAUUGCCUUAGAAUUCUUGCACAUGAUCAAACAGAUCUUCCUGUAGAUAUAUUCAAUUUAAUAGAACUGACAACUUGAACAUUUAAAUAUGUAUUCACAAAAGUGAUCCUCAAGCAAAUUCCCAUCUGCAGAGCAAGAUCAUCAGUUGUAAAUACAGUGGACUUGCUACCAAUGUAGAAACAUGUUACUUUUAGAAAGAACUAUUGUAUGUGCUUUAGGCCAUACAUGGCUUUAGUCACAAUGUAUAUGCAUCAUGUAAGUAUGUAUGAAUGAGUGCUUUAAGAGAGUGAGGAGUUUUGCGAAUGAAUGGGCAGGUAAAUUGUACUUCAUGUGCCAAGUUCUACCAGAAUCCGGAUUGACUGUAGCAACUUUCUUUAAAGGUUUCAUAAGCAGGACUUCAAUAAAGAAUCAAGAGCUAAUGGAGUGUUACGUUUCAUUUAAAAGAAAUAUUUUGAUAUCAUUUGAUGUUGGUUGCUACUCAUCUUGGUUUUUGUUUCCUUACCAUGACCAUACACUGGCAUUAAGAAAUGUUUGGGGUUUUGUUUUUUUUAAAAAAACAAUAAAAUAAAACUAAGCAUG